Messenger RNA from Rhopilema esculentum, 1299 nucleotides. The record is from RefSeq and is a predicted model, not a curated record. Lineage: Eukaryota; Metazoa; Cnidaria; Scyphozoa; Rhizostomeae; Rhizostomatidae.
AUGGCUCAAGGUUUCCAAAUACCUCCAGUGCCUGAGUUUCAGCCCGAUGCUGAACUAGGAGCGAGUUUUGCUUCAAAAUGGCGGACAUGGCUUGCAGAUUUUGAAAUGUUUUUAACUGCCAGUGGAAUUGCCAAUGCAUCAAGGAAAAGCGCUUUAUUACUUUACCUGGCAGGCAGUCGUGUUCAGGAAAUUUUUCAACAUUUAGGGAAUGCUGAUGAUUACGAUACAGCGAAGACAAAGCUUACCACCCACUUCGAGCCUCAAAAGAAUCGCCGUUAUGAGGUAUAUCGGUUUCGUGAGACCAAGCAAGAGCAAGGGGAAACAUUAGAUCAAUAUCAUACACGUUUACGAGCCCUUUCUACUGCAUGUGAAUUUCAAGAUUUGGAAUUCGAAAUCGAACAGCAAAUUGUUGUUGGUGGUAUUUCCUCGCGAAUUCGUCGAAGGGCACUACGUGACCCUACCUACCAUCUGAAACAAAUGUUACUGGAUGGAAGACGUGAAGAAAUGAGUUCCUUUCAAACUCGAGAGAAUGAAUCUAAUGAGAAUACUGCUGCUGUUGUACAUCCUUUUAUAUCUGUCAACAAAGAAGGCAAGAAAUGCUAUACUUGUGGAGGGGACUACCCUCAAAAAGGGGAAUGCCCUGCAAAAGGAAAGCAAUGCGGAAGCUGUGGUAAACAAGGUCAUUUCGCGGUCGUUUGUAGAAGUAAAGGAGACAAAACAGAUCGCAGAAACAAAGGAGGCAGAUCACAUCGAAAGCACAAACCAAGAAUUCGCCCACUCAAACAUACUGAGUAUUCUUCUAGUUCUGAGGAUGAAUAUAUGUACGCAAUGUCUUCAGCCAGUCCACGCGCACCACAAGUAUGGAUUACUGUUGCAGGUCACAAAUUCAAAGCUCUUGUGGACAGUGGUGCUACAAUAAAUGUGAUUAAUGCUGACACUUUUGCAAAUCUAAAAAAUGUUAAGCUCCUGCGCACAAGCACAAAGGCAUAUCCUUAUCAGAGUAAAAUACCAGUUGAGUUUCUUGGAAAAUUCGAAAGCAUUAUUGAAACCAAGAAGAAAUGCACUGUGGGAACAGUCUAUGUGGUAAAAGGGAAGGACAGCGAAUGUUUACUCUCACUUCAGACUGCACAGGAAUUAGGCCUUAUUAAGCUUCAAUUAAAUGCAGUACAAAACGCUGUUCCAAAGUCAAUGACUCUUUCUGAAAUUCGCGAAGAGACAAAUAAAGACAGAGUUUUAAAAUCACUUCGAGCUGCAAUUCGUCUCAAUCGUUGGGAUGCUGAUACUGUUAAACCUUUUUGA